GGCUCAGUGGAGGAUUUUGUUUCUCCAGGUCUCACGGAAUGAAAAUCUCAACCAUUUUUCAACAAUCGAACAAAAGAUUACAGCUUUAUGCUUAAGCAUAUUGGCAUAUAUAGAUAAAUAAGGGGGGAUUUCUCUGUUACCAAUUCCAAAAUUUCGGGGGUUAUCUUAAUUCCUGAUUAGCGUGAGGUGUUCAUAUUACUAUUCUGUGAAUACUGCACAUGUGGAUUUCACAUCCCAAUGUUCACAGGAACUUAUGGCUCAUUAUACACGAUGUUUACAAGAUUAGUACUUUUGUGCAUGAGACUAGAUGGAUUAUCUUGAAAGUAGUCAAUUUAAGAAAACGCGUGCUCUUGUGAAAUGUGAAGUCAUGAGCGUGGGCGCGUGGCACAAUGGACUUCAAACGGAACCCUAAGUUUACCAGGUUGAGGUUGGGGUAAGUGUGACUGUGUGAGGACUACCCCUAUACACACAUUGUUAGCUUGUUACCGUCCCUAAAAAAAGAGUUAAACUUAGUGGCUUAACUAAAAGUUAACUUUCUGUUCCAGCUAUUGUAUACUUGUAUGGUACAACCAAACAUAACAAAGGAACCAUUUCAUAUUCUUUUUCCAACCAUUUUCCCCAUGUAUCCUGCUGUUCUGAACUUAGCACCUGAAUAUGUCCUGUACUGCAGUAACCAGCUAAGACCAUGCUUCAGGGUCAUCAAGUUAUUAUUUCAACGAGAUACACUUGUCUACGCCUGUGUAGCGUAUCACAUACUGAAAAACUAGAUGCCUAAGCCUAUCAAAAAAAAUAAACUAGAGGCCUAAGUUUGGAGGUGUGAAAGCUAAAGCAGCUAGUAAAUGGUUUAAAUCUAGGCUAGUGGAUCCUGGUGGUACAAGUUCUAUGAAGUGAUUCUGCAAACUUACCAUUUGUUAGCACUAGUAGGUGCGCGGGACCGGGUGUUUAAAGAUGCCAUGAGUCAUGUUAUUAAUGUGUUUACCUUUGUUACUUCCCCUCUUCACUUUCACUAUAGGUCAUACAGGAUGGCAACUGCUGAAGAUGAUUUCUCUCAGUUUGACAUUUCUACUGAGGAAAAGGAUAGGCUAGUUGCAGAAGUGAUCAGAUAUGUCCUUUUCAAAACCCAGCAGAAUUCAGGUUGCCCAAUCAAAAGAGACGAGCUUACUCAACUGGUUACCAAAAACCACAGACAGAGGGCUCUCCCUGGUUAUGUGAUCAAUGUGGCUAAAGAAAAGCUCUUAAACACUUUUGGAUAUGAGAUGAGGGAGCUCCAAAGAUCUCGUUCUUCAACUAAUCAGGGUCGCGCUUCACAACAGAGUGCUCCUGAUUCAAAAUCAUAUGUUAUUAUAAGUCACCUACCUGCUGAUGUGUACAAGAAAUAUAUUGAAGAUGCUAAUUCGUCGCAUCUGACUGGUUUUACUUUCGUUGUUAUUAGUGUUGUAUAUCUUGCUGGAGGCAAAAUCACAGAAGAAAAUCUGUGGCAUCAUUUGAGGCGGCUGGGAUUGUCUGAAAAUGACGAAGGCCAUCCUACCCUUGGAAACAUCAAGCAGGCUCUGGAGGGACUUGUCCAACAAAGAUAUCUGCAGAAGGAAAAAUCUAAUGGCCCGGAAGGAAAUACUCUUGUUUAUGAGCUUGCUGAGAGAGCUUUAGAUGGACCCAUUAGUGAGAGGAUCAAAGAAUACAUCUCACAGAUUGUGCAGAAAGAUGCUGCUCCUGCAGAUGCUGAUUAAUAUCCCGUUGCUAACUUAUUCAAGGUAAGUACGUUUCGCGAUCUUCAGUGUGGAUAAUAUACGGUGCAGAAAUGGGUGAAGCUAGUACUUAAACAUGCCCCAGCCCGUAGUUUUUGGUAGGAAUAUCUCAGUGAUGAUUGCUUAAUGUAUUUUGCGGACAGACUUAUAUUUAAUUUAGAUCUCUUCUCAUAAACAUCAUGAAGCAUAUGCAACUUCUGGAAAAGGCCGGUAAUGUAAGUUAAAUGGUGUAGUUAUGUAAAGAAAGUAUGGAAAGAACUAAGGGAACUCUAUUAAUAGCUCCAAGAAGGAAAAUGCCAACUUUUAAAAAUCUAA
Molecule: messenger RNA, 2060 nt
Organism: Rhododendron vialii
Lineage: Eukaryota; Viridiplantae; Streptophyta; Magnoliopsida; Ericales; Ericaceae
Exons: 7
Coding region: 954-1727 (257 amino acids)
Cellular component (GO): nucleus
Source: RefSeq, a predicted model, not a curated record